Blepharisma stoltei is the source of this 1540-nucleotide messenger RNA. The record is from the annotation of a GenBank genome assembly. NCBI's taxonomy places the organism in Eukaryota, Ciliophora, Heterotrichea, Heterotrichida, Blepharismidae.
AUGGAAGUUUCAAAUCUUUAUGACCUUUUAGGAAUUGCAAGAACUGCCUCACAAGAAGAAGUAAAAAAAGGAUAUAGAAAAUCAUGCUUAGUCCAUCAUCCUGACAAAGGUGGAGAUCCAGAAAUGUUUAAGGAUAUAUCAAAAGCAUUUGAAACUUUGUCAGAUCCGAGAAAAAGGGCUUUAUAUGACCAACAGCUGGAUAGGACAAAUUCUUCUGAUGGGGCAAAUCCACAGCCAAGAUCUGAUAAGCGCCAAGCUACAAAAAAACAAAAAACACAGCCUGGCCCUCCACAGUCUGAAUCUGGCCCAAGCGAAAUUCCGCAAAAUCCUGAAAAUUUAUCUGUAAAAGAGCUUAAAAGCUUAUUAAGCUCACUUGGCAUAAGGCAUGAUGACUGUGUAGAAAAAGCUGAACUUUUGCAGAGACUGAGGGAAAGAAAAAACAAAGCCAAACGAAAAACUGCUACAAACCCAUCAUCCAUCAGCCAAUUAGCUAUAAAAAUCCUUAGCAUUGGUGAUCCAGAAUGUGGUAAAUCUUGUAUAAUUAAAAGAUACUGUGAAGGAAGAUUUGUGAAUCGUUAUAUUUCUACUAUUGGUGUCGACUAUGGUGUCAAAAAACUUACAAUACAAAAUGUAAAAGUCGCUAUUAAUUUUUUUGAUUUAUCUGGGCAGCAGGAUUACGAAGAAAUAAGGAGAGAUUUUUAUAGAGACUCCCAAGGAGUUUUACUAGUUUUUGAACUAAAUGACAAAAACACGUUUAAUAAUUUGACAAGAUGGGAAAGAGAAGCCAGAAGCAAUGGACUUAACUUGCAAGAAGUCGAUGUAGUCGUGUGUGGGAAUAAAGUAGAUUUAAAUGGAAGAGAAGUUACAGCUCAAGAAGCAAAUAAAUGAAGCUCGAGCAGAGGGUAUAAAUAUUUCGAUGUAAGUGCUAAUAAUGGACAAGGGAUUUCUGAAGCUUUAGAUUCAUUGUUUGCAAGUGUAGUUUCAAGGAUUAGGGUUAUUAAAGUCAGGCGCUAGCCAUAUUUGUGGCGACCUCCCGUAUGGGAGGUUCUACAGCUUUUCGACUCCAGCCAGAGGGCCUAUCCCUUUAUGAGUGCCCUUCCGGUACCUUCUGUUUCUUCCUUGCCUUCAGGCUUCAGUCUUGAGUGUGCGGCUGCUACGGGCGAUUGGAGUAGCUUGAUUCCAAGGAUCAAGUCUUUGGAGUAUAUCUGAUGUCGAAGUGCCUUUCUUCGACAGCUACAGGAAAAAGACUGCUCCCCUGCGGCCUGAGCAAAACCCCCAGUUUUUCGGUUGAGGAAUGCCCAUGGGUCCUCGGAUCCAAAGGACCUCCAUUUCCAACCACAGGAAAGCAGCCAAAACCUACCCGGAUGCACACGUCUUGAGCUUGCAUUUAUUCUCGGCUCGGGUCCGUCCCAUUUCGCCGUAGCCAUAAGGUCUGGACUGCUACGCCAAUAGGGCUGGUUGACACGUGCCGCCAUUUUAUGUAUAUGUCAUUUCAAGGAAUUUGAGGAAUAGAGAAUCACUGCUGUCAAGUUUAAUAUAA